Molecule: messenger RNA, 1534 nt
Organism: Sinocyclocheilus grahami
Lineage: Eukaryota; Metazoa; Chordata; Actinopteri; Cypriniformes; Cyprinidae
Product: polymeric immunoglobulin receptor-like
Exons: 7
Coding region: 16-1320 (434 amino acids)
Cellular component (GO): plasma membrane
Molecular function (GO): transmembrane signaling receptor activity
Source: RefSeq, a predicted model, not a curated record
CACACACAUGAAACAAUGAUCCAGAUCCGUGAUGAUAAACUCAUAUUUCACCUGCUGCUCCUCGUGUCAGUGGCGGUAUGUGAGACGAAUGAGAUCUUGACUUUCACUGCACAUGAAAGAGGAACAGUUGAGAUACAGUGCUCAUAUAAGUCUACAGAUGAAGAACAUGAGAAGUAUCUCGGCAGAGGAAAAUGUCCAAGACUGAAAAAAGACAAAGUUGUUGAAUCUGGAUCAGCAGCUCAAGACAAGAGAUUCUCUCUGACUGACGACAAAACGGCCCACAUCUUCACCGUCACCAUCACUGAUCUGAGAACAGAGGAUCAAGACCAAUACUGGUGUGGAGUAAAGAGAGGGCUGGGAAUAUUUGAUGACUUUACAGAGAUUCAUCUGGAGAUUAAACACGUUUCCAGAGUGUCUGGUGUGACUGGAAAGCAUCUUUAUAUCCCCUGCAAUUAUUCAAGUGAAUUGAAGAACGACGUCAAAUUCAUCUGCAAAGGAAGCGACCCGUCCCUCUGUGAGACAUCAGCCGUCAAAGUUUCAUCAGAGAGCCACAGUAACGGCCGUUUCUCUCUGAGCGAUAAUGCAUCUGCAGGAGUCUUUACUGUGACCAUCACUGAUCUGAGAGAAGAGGAUUCUGGGAUAUACUGGUGUGGAGCUGCACAGAGAAGACAAAAGCACAAGAAGCAGAAGAAAUGGAUUUCAGUGAUAGACCUGAACAUUUCUGCUGUUUCAGACACAUCAGAGAGGCCGUUAUCUAAACCAAACACAACAAGAGCUUCAUUUCACAGCAGCAAACCUGCACCAGCAGAUACUGCCUCCAGCAGACCCGUCACAUCUUCAUCAUCAUCAUCUUCAUCUUCAGUGUUAAUGUUUUUCUCAUCAUCUCCUAAUGCAGUGUCACCAAAACCACAGCCAGGUUUAGCACCAAUCUUCAUGGUGAUGGUGAUAGUUAUAGGGAUACUGACAGGGUUUGGAUUCUCAUCGUUUAUAUACUUAAGACGGAGGCAAAAGAAAGAAGGAACGCAGCCCAAAGAUGUGGUUCGUGGCCCGACUAAGAAUCUGCCCAGUGGAGAUAUGGGAGAAACUAGAGAAGCGGACUGCGAUUAUGAAGACAUCAGUAGCACUCUUGAUCAUCCUGACUAUAGUCUGGUGCUUCCAGCAUUUGCUGAACAUGAAGCCUCUGUUUAUGCUCUAGCACAAUUACCCAGCAGCCCCUCGGACGAUCUCAACUACUCCAGCAUCAAGUUUACAGCGGCUCAUCAUUCAGACGGGACUUCUGACGGGCAGGAGACAUGCGACUACACAACUGUUAGACCAUGAAAGACUGAGGACAUUCAUGGAGACCAGGCUGAAUCACACCGAACUAAGACUGCAUCGCACUUGCUUUGUGAUUGAAAUCUGUGGCCCUGGUGUUAUUUUGGAUCAAUUUCAUUGGAGACGUAAGAUAUUUGGUUGGUUACGUUUCUGAUCGUCUGUUAUUUAUUCAUACCCACAAGUCCUUUAGUAUUACAGUGCAUAGUGAAGAAUGAAAUGA